AUGUCGAAGGAGACAUUAUGUAAAAAUUACUUCGAAAAUUAUAGAGCAGAACAUUUGCAAGACAAAAUUAUACGCGAGUUUGGUGACGUUCCUACGGUGAGAUCGUCCCCUAUAUGCGCAAGAAAAAAAUUAGUUUAUAAGCAUGACAUCGAUGUUUCUAAGUUAGUGCAUUCAACAGUAAUUAGAGAAAGUGCGAAAGAAAUGAAAUUGCGAGAAGUAGCUUACUCCGUUAGAAACUCUGUAAAAGCAAUAAACAUAAGAAAACUUCCUGAAAAGUUGCACGUUUCUAAUAUCACUGAUGGGGAGUGCGAUAUUCCUGUUGAUCUUUUUAAUCUCAUUUUCAAUUUGAUUCACGGCCCUGACUUGCGUAGGCAACAAUCUGAUGAUGAUCUCUUUCGAAUAAAUUCAAUUUGCAGUGACAUCAUUUAUGCUAUAACAAAGGGAAGAAUAAAACCUUCGAAACACCUAAGUCUUGGAUUAGCGAUAAAAUCGACUAGUAGCAGAAAAGUAUUGACCAUUAUAAAUAAGUACGGGCAUACUGUGAGUUAUUCUAUGGCUGAAGAGCUUGAGACUGAGCUCGCUUUUACGGCCCAAGAAGAAAAUUAA
Molecule: messenger RNA, 606 nt
Organism: Psylliodes chrysocephalus
Lineage: Eukaryota; Metazoa; Arthropoda; Insecta; Coleoptera; Chrysomelidae
Source: the annotation of a GenBank genome assembly